AUGACUGUUGGGUUGGGAAGGCAUCUAUCCCGUUCUAAACCACACAGAACUGCGCUGUUGAAGAACUUAACUACACAAUUAUUGCAACAUGGUGCUAUAGUUUCAACCAUUCCAAAACUGAAGGAAACGCAAAAACUAGCUGAAAGGGUGAUUACUAUCGCCAAGAAGGCUCGUUCAAACCCUAAGAUGCAUAUUCCAGAACUGCAAAGUCGGUUAUUUCUUGCCGGUGAUAAUGCACACCUAAUAAAGAGAUUAAUCCAUGAAAUUGCCGGUAGAUAUCAAGGUAGAAAUAACGGCUUUACUAGACUGCUAAGGUUGGAACCAAGACUAGGUGACCGUGCUCCUUCUGCUAUGCUGGAAUUACUUGAUGUUCCUGUUACAAAUGCUGAAGGCGGCUUGAACAGAGGUAACAUGAAACUGUGGUUGAAUGUUAAGGCAGCUGUAUAUGCUGUAUCUAAAGGUGAGCCGUUUACUGAUCUCACACUGUUAAAUUUGAAUAAGAUGGCGAAUGGUAAGGAUAUCAAUGAUUUUAUGCGUGAUGUUGCUACUAUUAGAGAGCAUUUACUGAAACAUCAAAAUAUCACCACUACGGAGGAAGAGACCCAGCAGUUUAUUGAGGAACUUAAGGCUGCUAUGGCUAAACCUAGAGUCAAGGAUGACACUGACAAGGGCUACAAGAUUGUUAGUGAGAGACCUCCCCUUCCGUAG
This is a messenger RNA of Eremothecium sinecaudum, 708 nucleotides long. RefSeq names its product mitochondrial 54S ribosomal protein bL17m (gene MRPL8). Gene Ontology annotation, cellular component: mitochondrial large ribosomal subunit; ribosome. NCBI's taxonomy places the organism in Eukaryota, Fungi, Ascomycota, Saccharomycetes, Saccharomycetales, Saccharomycetaceae. Gene Ontology annotation, biological process: translation. Bases 1 to 708 code for a protein of 235 amino acids. The record is from RefSeq and is a predicted model, not a curated record. Gene Ontology annotation, molecular function: structural constituent of ribosome. The transcript has a single exon.